Molecule: messenger RNA, 1660 nt
Organism: Cydia fagiglandana
Lineage: Eukaryota; Metazoa; Arthropoda; Insecta; Lepidoptera; Tortricidae
Product: putative transporter svop-1
Exons: 11
Coding region: 31-1563 (510 amino acids)
Biological process (GO): transmembrane transport
Cellular component (GO): membrane
Molecular function (GO): transmembrane transporter activity
Source: RefSeq, a predicted model, not a curated record
AUUAUUUUAGGAACGAUUUAAAUAUAAAAUAUGAGUGAAAAGUUACAUAAAGUUCCUUUUGAAGAUGCCCUGGAUAUGACAGGCUUCGGCAAAUACAACUUGCUCAUGGGCGUAGUAUGCGGCCUCAUGCUCAUAGCCAUGGCCUUCGAGAGCCUGUCCGUCAGUUACUUGGUACCAGCUAGUGCUUGUGAACUUGAGACCACAACUCUGCAUCAGGGUUUAAUGGCUGCCGUACCAGUUAUAGGUAUCCUGGCAACGUCACACGUUUGGGGCUACUUAGCAGACAUGCGCGGGCGUCGCAAGAUUCUUCAACUGUCACUUGUGCUCGGGUUCGCCACGGGUGCGCUUGCUGCUUUCUCGCCUCACUGGAUUGUCUUCUGCGUUCUUAAGUUCCUGUCGUGUACUUCAGUCUCAGGAACAUUCGCACUCGCCUUCACGCUACUGGGAGAGACUACUCCUCGUGCAAAACGUAAUAUGGUGAUCUUAAUGGAGAGCAGUAUCUAUCUUCUUUGCACUGGAGUCAUGGCAGUGUUGACCAUCCCGGUUCUUCCCCUCACAUUCUCCUACUACGUCCCAUACCUUGGUAUCUACUUCAACUCCUGGAGAUUCCUGAACAUCCUCUACAGCUUGCCAUGCGCUGUCGCUGCAGUAGUCAUAACCCGAGUCGAUGAGAGCCCCAAAUACCUCCUCACCAAGGGGUUAGCGGAAGAAGCUUUGAAUGUCAUCAAGGGCAUGUAUGCCGUAAAUACUGGGAAAGAUCUGGAAGAUUUUCAGGUGAAAUCAAUAAUUCUAAACGAGGAUGCCACUUCUGAAUCACAACACUCGUCACUUUGGGCAUCAGUGAAAGCACAGACAUUGCCUCUGGUAAAGCCGCCCUUGGUGCGAAAUACGAUUCUGCUCUCCUUCAUGUUUGCAUUGAUCUAUUUCUGCAUACAUCCUUACAUCGUGUGGUUGCCCUUUAUUGCUGACGGUUUCAUGAAAUCCAUUGUAAAAGGAGAAACUGAUCUCACUAUCUGCCAAAUGCUGCGAUCAACGGGAGUUUCUCAAAAUCAAACCUUAGAUGUUAUCGAAGAGGUGAAAGACUGUACCCUAAAUCACUUUGCUAUGAUGAUCGUGCUCAUCAAUGGAUGUGUUCUCGGGAUGAUGAAUUUCGUCAUGAGUGGACUGAUUAAUGUGGUCGGGAGAAAGCGGCUGCUUAUUGCUGUCCAAAUAAUCACUGGAACAGCAGGCAUAUGCAUUAACUUCAGCCGCUCCUGGGCCGUAACAGCCGUCAUUUUCAUGGCUUUCAUCGCCAACUGCCUCAACUUCGCAGUCCUCACUACUUUUAGCGUCAACAUCUUCCCUACAUACCUCAAAGCAAUGGCGGUGUGCUUGACACUGAUGGUGGGGCGAACCUGCGCGUUCUUCGGGAUCAACAUACUCAAGCAGUUACUGAUCAGCGACUGCGAACUCUCCUUCUAUAUGUUCGGGGGAUUGACUGUCGCGGGCGGUAUAUUGGGAUUUCUUUUGCCAGGCGACGAACCCAAACACAAGCCAAAAGAAAAUAAGGCUCCAGAAACUUGAAAGGACCGUCGUUACAAAUAUAAACUAUCCAUGUUGCAAGAGUGCAUGUAUUAUGUGCCUAAUAUUUAGAGAGACCUUUGAAUAAUCGUUCUCUCGG